Oncorhynchus keta (chum salmon) is the source of this 6636-nucleotide messenger RNA. RefSeq names its product kinesin family member 28 (gene kif28). The transcript is spliced from 25 exons. Gene Ontology annotation, molecular function: microtubule binding; ATP binding; microtubule motor activity. Gene Ontology annotation, biological process: cytoskeleton-dependent intracellular transport; microtubule-based movement. Bases 180 to 3401 code for a protein of 1073 amino acids. Gene Ontology annotation, cellular component: microtubule; kinesin complex. NCBI's taxonomy places the organism in Eukaryota, Metazoa, Chordata, Actinopteri, Salmoniformes, Salmonidae. The record is from RefSeq and is a predicted model, not a curated record.
UGAUGUCUUUCAGGACAUCUAUUUCACCUGUCUGGUUCUUAGCCAAAACAUCAGUGCGGACCGGGGAGAGAAGACAAUGACGAGGAAGCUGCUCUAGACUAUUGAGCUGCAGCCCUGGUGCUGCUGUCAGUGGGUGCAGGGUGUCACCCAGCCUUUCCCUUACAGAAGCAGGGACGAUCAUGAGGGCGAAAGGAGCAGAGAUGCCGGGGAAAGACUGUGUCAAAGUGGCCGUACGCGUCAGACCCUUCAACAAGAGAGAGAGGGACGCGGGCGGCCGCUGCAUUAUCUCUAUGGCCUCCAGCACCAUCACCAUCCAGGACCCUCGGAACAGCCAGAGCCCACGCUCCUUCUGCUUUGACUAUGCCUACUGGUCCCACAGCGGCUUCACCAGAGACUGCUCUGGCCUGUACAUACCUGAGGAGCCUGGAGGACGAUAUGCUGACCAGGGUAGUGUUUUCCAGGACCUGGGGGAGGGGAUCCUGGAGAAUGCCCUUCAAGGUUAUAACGCCACCCUGCUAGCCUAUGGGCAGACUGGCUCAGGGAAGAGCUACUCCAUGGUAGGGUACGGACCCAACAAGGGCCUGGUGCCCACCCUCUCUGACAAACUGUUUCAGGCCAUCAAGGCCAACCAGGACAGCCGACAGUGCCAGGUCUUUUUCAGCAUGUUGGAAAUCUACAAUGAACAGGUAGUUGACCUGUUGUCACGGGGGUCUCGGUCUCCGGGGGGACUGCGUGUCCGAGAGGAGCAGCAGAGAGGCUUCUAUGUGGAGGGGCUUCGCAGGGUCCCCUGUGACAGCGCCCCACAGGUGGAGCAGCUGAUGGAGCAGGGGACGAGGAUGCGCACCACGGCCACCACACACAUGAACGCCAACAGCAGCCGCUCACACAUGCUCAUCAUCCUCCAGCUCAAACAGAUCUUCUCUGAGGAGAGCAUCACCAAGCAGUCUAACAUCAACCUGGUGGACCUGGCGGGCAGCGAGAGACAGCGGGUGUCAGGUUCCGAGGCCGACCGGCUCAAAGAGGGCACAGCCAUCAACCUCAGCCUCACCACCCUGGGCAACGUCAUCAGUGCCCUUGCUGAUGUAGCGGUAGGGAAGAAAGUAGUCCAUAUCCCAUAUAGAGACUCUGUCCUCACCAAGCUGCUGCAGUCUGCCCUGGGGGGGAACAGCCGUACUGUCAUGAUUGCAGCCCUGAGUCCAGCUGAUAUCUGCUAUGAAGAGUCUAUCUCAACCCUGCGAUAUGCAGAAAGGGCAAAGCGUAUUCAGAACCGUGCGGUGGUGAACGAGAGUCCCACGGAGCGCCUGGUGAAGGAGCUGAAGGCUGAGAACGCCAGGCUACUGCAGAGACUCAGCCGCCUAGGACAGGAGGGACGCAGGGCAGAGGACGAAACCAGUAGGAGAUGGAAGGAGGGAGGGCAGAGGAUGAAACCAUGGAGAUGGGGGGCUGUAUUUAUGUUGUUGUUGUUGUGUCCAGAGGAGCUGCGUCGGCUGUUGACCCAUAACGAGCUGCAGAUCAGAGCCAUCCAGACGCUCUGGGAACAACAUCUACAGGAGGCCUUGAAGGAUUGGGAGCAGCAGUAUGCGACUAUCACACAGGAGCGGAGGAUGAUGCAGAUGCAUCCCUACAUCCUGAACAUCAACGAGGAUACUCAGCUGUCAGGGGUGGUCAAGCUCUUCAUCCAGGAGGGUGAGUGGGAUAUAGGGCUCUCUGACUCUUCACCCAGGUCCAUCUCAAUCAGGGGCCUAGGGAUCCAGGACCGUCACGCUGUGUUCAGUAACGUCCAGCGUAGGGUGUACCUGACCCCACUGGCGGGGUCAAAUGUCAUUGUCAACGGAACACCCAUCUCCCAGAAGACCGAGCUGCAGCACCUGGACCGACUCAUCCUGGGUUCUAACAGCACCUACCUGUUCAUUGGCUACCCAUCUGAGAGGGGCGGGGAUGACUGGAGUCGCUAUGACUACGACUACUUCCAGUCUGAACUGGCAGCCGCUGAGGGCAUCAACCUCCACUCACUGUGUGAGGAGCAGACACAGGGUGACUCCAGUGCAGUCCCCAGUCAGACUGACCCCAGUCUCCUGGCUGUUUUCUAUGACUACAUCAAACUGAUGCCCAUGGUGGCUGAGGCCAACCAGAUGAGCCAGGAGCUACACAAGGGGGUGGAAUUUAAACUGGAGAUUAAGAACCUGGCGUUAUCAGACUCUAAAGGUCAUGACUUGGAGAAGGAGAUCGCUGUCAGAGUGACAUCACUGGAAAACAAACAGGUGUGGCUCUGGUCCAAGGCCAAGUUUGUGAACCGUAAGUUCCUGAUGGAGGAGUUGUAUCAGCAGCACCAUACGGAGCGGAAGGGAGAGGGGGCAGCCAGGGCGCCCAUGCCCAGAGACCGAGACCCUUUUUGGGAUCCGCUGGAGCCCCUGCUCUUGGGCAGCGCCCACCUCUGGCUGCAGUCUCUGGCUUUCCGUAUCGCACUGGAGGAACAGCUGGAGGUAUUGGGGUCAGAGGGCACUGAGGAGGCCAUACUGCAGGCCCAGCUUCUACCAUGCAGCCCUACAGGACUUACUCUGGGAGAGGAUGACAUCCUGAUCGACCCCUCUGAGCUACUGGGGAGACGGCUGGACUUCCAGCUGGUCCUGGAUCAGUGCUGUGGCCUGCGCUGGGUCCAACAGGCCAGGAACAGGGGCGUUCAGAUAGGGUUCAGGAUGUUCGACAGUGCCCAGCCCCUCUACACUCCGGCCGUGUGGCACAAUGUCAACCCCCUGCUGGACCAGCGGGUCCACUUCACCUCUCUGCAUACCUCCCAAGGCCUGCUAGAACACUUGCAGACCAGCGCCCUGGUGCUGGAGCUCUGGGGCCUACAGGAGGGAUGUAGAGACAUGGUGUCGUCUCUGGAGGGAGUGAGGAUGACUCCAGAGGGAUGCUUCAUCAUCGACCAGGCUGGCGCAACUGAGACAGCCACUACAGUGGACCCUGGCUCAGAGCUGAGCUGCUCUCUGAGGGCUCUACAGCAGGAUGUAGAGGAGCUGAGGAACACCAACGCUGCACUGAAGACCGAGAACAACACACUGAGGGAUCAGCUCAAUACAACUAAGACCGGAGCAGAGUGGGGUCGUGGUCGGUCAGAGAUGCGGGGCAGCAGUCUGCGGCCCAGCUGUGAUGCAGAGUUCGCCCGCGCCCUGAAGGUCUUCUACCACAGCAUGACCUCUGUCAGGGUUCAACUGCAGCGCCUGCGCAGGCACAGGCCCAGUGAGGAGUCAGAUCUCUUGGGGCUCAGGCUGUUUGUGGAUGAGCAGGGUGGUCUGCUGCGUGAUUUCUCAGAGCUACUGGAGCAGAGCGUCUCCUCUCUCAAACAGGAUGUGGCCGCCAUUGUACGACGCAAACGGGAACGCUCAGGAAUCUGGUCCUGACUCCCAUCCUCGUCUAGUCCUGAACGGAACAACUGGAACUCGCCAUCAAACUAAUGUAACGCCCAAUCCCAAAUUGACCCCUGGCCACAACCUCUAGGGCCAGGGCACUUCAUGUAGGUGUGAAAGGAUCUGAUAGGUAAAAACGUGCUGUACUUCCACCUUGCUGAAUGAUUGGCUGGGUGGGAGUUUCAACAUGUUGCUUUCAUAUUUUCAAUCCUUUCAGAUUUACACAAGUGCCAAGAGGAAAAGGGUCAGCUAGGUUUUUGAUCCUGUGUUUUAUCGUUGGGAUUAUAUAUUGGUCUCCCGUAAACGCUAAUGCUAACAAUACUAAUGUAGUGCAACUAGUGUUUGUGCGUUUACACUCCAUUACAUAUUGACGUUGUUGUAUUACCAGAAAUAUAGUUGUUUCACUGUAGAGAUCAUCUCUGACAAUUCUGGGCCCGUAUUCAUGAAGUGUCUGAGUGCUGAUCUAGAAUCAGGUUCCCUGUCUAUAUAAUUAUGAUUUUUAAAAAUGUUUUAUUUCACCUUUAUUUAACCAGGUAGGCAAGUUGAGAACACGUUCUCAUUUACAACUGCGACCUGGCCAAGAUAAAGCAAAGCAGUUCGACACAUACAACAACAGAGUUACACAUGGAAUAAACAAACAUAUAAUCAAUAAUACAGUAGAAAAAUCUAUAUACAGCAUGUGCAAAUGAGGUAGGAUAAGAGAGGUAAGGCAAUAAAUAGGCCAUGGUGGCGAAGUAAUUACAAUAUAGCAAUUAAACACUGAAAUGGUAGAAUGUGCAGAAGAUGUGCAAGUAGAGAUACUGGGGUGCAAAGGAGCAAGAUAAAUACAGUAUGGGGAUGAGGUAGAUUGGAUGGGCUUUUUACAGAUGAGCUAUGUACAGGUGCAGUGAUCUGUGAGCUGCUCUGACAGCUGGUGCUUAAAGCUAGUGAGGGAGGUAAGAGUCUCCAGCUUUAGUGAUUUUUGCAGUUCGUUCCAGUCAAUGCCACCAGAGAACUGGAAGGAGAGGUGGCCAAAGGAGGAAUUGGCUUUGGGGGUGACCAGUGAGAUAUACCUGCUGGAGCACGUGGGUGGGUGCUGCUAUGGUGACCAGUGAGCUGAGAUAAGGCGGGGCUUUACCUAGCAGAGUCUUGUAGAUGACCUGGAGCCAGUGGGUUUGGCGACAAGUAUAAAGCGAGUGCCAGCCAAUGAGAGCGUACAGGUCGCAAUGGUGGGUAGUAUAUGGGGCUUUGGUGACAAAACGGAUGGCACUGUGAUAGACUACAUCCAAUUUGUUGAGUAGAGUGUUGGAGGCUAUUUUGUAAAUGACAUCGCCGAAGUUGAGAAUCGGUAGGUUUUACAAGGGUAUGUUUGGCAGCAUGAGUGAAGGAUGCUUUGUUGCAAAAUGGGAAGCCGAUUCUAGAUUUCAUUUUGGACUAGAGAUGUUUAAUGUGAGUCUGGAAGGAGAGUUUACAGUCUAACCAGACACCUAGGUAUUUGUAUUUGUCAACAUAUUCUAAGUCAGAACCGUACAGAGUAGUGAUGCUGGAUGGGCGGGCAGGUGCGGGCAGCGAUGGGUUGAAGAGCAUGUAUUUGGUUUUAGAAUAGAAUAGAAUAGAUAUUGGUCUGUAGCAGUUUGGGUCUAGAGUGUCUCCCUUAUGAAGAGGGGGAUGACCGCAGCAGCUUUCCAAUCUUUGGGGAUCUCAGAUGAUACGAAAGAUAGGUUGAACAGGCUAGUAAUAGGGGUUGCAACAAUUUUGGCAGAUCAUUUUAGAAAGAGAGGGUCCAGAUUGUCGGAUGUUUUGUAGGGGGAGGAGAAUUGGGGGAGGUUUGGGCGAGUUGCUUUGGGGAGUGCAGGGCUGUUAACCGGAGUAGGGGUAGCCAGGUGGAAAGCAUGGCCAGCCGUAGAAAAAUACUUAUUGAAAUUCUCAAUUAUAGUGGAUUUAUCUGUGGGCAACUGGGAGGAGGUGCUCUUAUUCUCCAUGGACUUUACAGUGUCCCAUAACUUUUUUUGAGUUUGUUCUACAGGAUGUAAAUUUCUGCUUGAAAAAGCUAGACUUAGCUUUCCAAACAGCCUGUGUAUAUUUUUUCCUAACUUCCCUGAAAAGUUGCAUAUCACGGGGGCUAUUCGAUGCUAAUGCAGAACGCCACAGGAUGUUUUUGUGCUGGUCAAGGGCAGUCAGGUCUGGAGAGAACCAAGGGCUGUAUCGGUUUCUGGUUCAACAUUUUUUUUGGAUGGGGCAUGCUUAUUUAAGAUGGUGAGGAAGGCACUUUAAAAGAAUAACCAGGCAUCCUCUACUGACCGGAUGAGGUCUAUAUCCUUCCAGGAUACCCGGGCCAGGUCGAUUAGAAAGGCCUGCUGGCUGAAGUGUUUUAGGGAGCGUUUGACAGUGGUGAGGGGUGGUCGUUUGACCGCAGACCCAUUACGGAUGCAGGCAAUGAGGCAGUGAUCGCUGAGAUCUUGGUUGAAAACAGCAGAGGUGUAUUUGGAGGGCAAGUUGGUUAGGGUGAUAUCUAUGAGGGUGCCCAUGUUUACAGAUUUGGGUUUGUACCUGGUGGGUUCAUUGAUAAUUUGUGUGAGAUUGAGGGCAUCAAGCUUAGAUUGUAGGAUGGCCGGGGUGUUAAGCAUGUCACAGUUUAGGUCACCUAGCAGCACGAGCUCUGAAGAUAGAUGGGGGGCAAUCAAUUCACAUAUGGAGUCCAGGGCACAGCUGAGGGCAGAGGGUGGUCUAUAGCAAGCGGCAACAGUGAGAGACUUGUUUCUGGAAAGAUGGAUUUUUAAAAGUAGAAGUUUGAAUUGUUUGGGUACAGACCUGGAUAGUAAAACAGAACUCUGCAGGUUCUCUCUGCAGUAGAUUGCAACACCGCCCCCUUUAGCAGUUCUAUUUUGUCGGAAAAUGUUAUAGUUUGGGAUGGAAAUUUCAGGUUUUUUGGUGGACUUCCUAAGCCAGAAUUCAAACACGGCUAGGACAUCCGGGUUGGCAGAGUGUGCUAAAGCAGUGAAUUAAACAAACCGAGGAGGCUUCUAACGUUAACAUGCAUGAAACAUGCAUCUAGAGGGGGAAGCUGGUCCUAGGUCAGCACUCCUAUUCUGAGAUGCUUUUAGGAUACGGGCCCAGAUCAACAUCUGAGAGGUUUAGUAACUUCUUUAUUUCAGUUUUGAAAAAAAUUGAAAUGAAUACAGAGACAAUCAAUCCAUUUCAAUGUAAUAAUUGGAAAUAUCUUUAUUGAUACAGAUUCAAAUGUAGAAAA